Salvia hispanica is the source of this 1520-nucleotide messenger RNA. Its product is annotated as pectin acetylesterase 11-like. Gene Ontology annotation, molecular function: pectin acetylesterase activity. The record is from RefSeq and is a predicted model, not a curated record. NCBI's taxonomy places the organism in Eukaryota, Viridiplantae, Streptophyta, Magnoliopsida, Lamiales, Lamiaceae. Gene Ontology annotation, biological process: cell wall organization. Gene Ontology annotation, cellular component: plant-type cell wall.
CAGCGGCAGCGAUUUCCUUCAACACACACAGUUCAUAUCUUCUUGUUUCCCUCUUAUUCCUCAUUGAUCAAGGUGAAGAAUCGGAACAUGCUUACACUCUCUGCUACGCUCUCACUUUCGCCGAUCGCCACCUCUGAACUCGUUACCGUCUCGAGACACUAAGUCAUGGCUACAUUACUACUGGCACUUACUCUCCUAUCUUUGGUUGCGGCUGGAAUCAUCGUAGCAGGCAACAUGGUCCCCAUCACUCUGUUGGACUCCGCUGUAGCCAGAGGAGCUGUCUGUCUAGACGGCACCCCUCCGGCCUAUGCUUAUAGCCCAGGGUUCGGAGACGGAGUAGACAACUGGCACGUAUACCUACAGGGUGGUGGAUGGUGUGAGAACUCAAGUUCUUGCCUCGAUAGAUCCACUACACUUCAAGGAAGUAGUGCUAAGUUGAAGAAUGGUAAUGAACAACUCAAUGGGAUGCUGGACGACAAUUCCACCUUUAAUCCCGAUUUCUACAAUUGGCACGUGUUCAAAAUCUUCUACUGUGACGGCUCGUCUUUCAUGUCCGAUGUUGAGGACGUAGACCCGAAGCACAACCUGACAUAUAGAGGUGCAAGAAUCUAUGAUGCCAUGAUGGACGAGCUGCUACGAAUUGGCAUGGGAAAUGCUAAAAAUGCUUUAUUGUCAGGCAGUUCGGCAGGUGGAUUAGCCACAAUUUUACAUUGUGACAAGUUUCAAGCACUUUUUCACAAUACAACUAGGGUGAAGUGUCUAUCUGAUUCGGGCUUCUUUAUUCAUGGAGAGCAUUUUGUGGGAGCUGAUUGGAGAGAAGCUUUCUUCUUUGAUGUGGUAUCAGAACAUGGUUUGAUGAAUACGUUACCCACGUCAUGUAUAUCCAAAUUUAGUCCAACUUUGUGUUUAUUUCCUGAAAAUGUGGUCCCAGAUAUCCAAACCCCACUGCUUUUAAUUGAAUCAGCAUUUGAUAUGUAUCAGAUAUCAGAGAAUUUGUACUCUCCGGGUGAUAGAAGCCCGAGAUGGUACAAUUGCACCCAUAACUUGAUGUUUUGCAAUUGGAUUGAGAUAAAAAUCAUGAAAGAUUUUAGGUACACAUUCAUAAAUACGCUGAAAAGUACAAUUAAGAAUAGCUCCUCAAGGAGAGGCUAUUUUGUACAUAGUUGCUACCAACAUGGCCAUAUGGAAUACAAACGCGGUUCGACAUGCUCAUUAUUUGUUGGAAACGGACUUGCUAACAAAACGAUAGGACAAGCCGUGGGAGAUUGGUUUUUCGACCGGAGCGAGUUCCAGGAGAUGGACAUGCUCAAUGACUUGCCACGGGAUUGCAAUGGCUUCGACGACCAACCUACUUUGGAGAAAAAGGUGUAGGGAUUAUUAUAUUCAUCAUUAGAUGGCGAAUGAUAGCUUGUAAAUUUGAAUUUCUAAUUUCAAUUAUGAAUGAAGUGUAAAGUCUAAUUUCAACCUACUUUUGUAACUAGUGUUAAAUUCAGCUUGUUUGUGACAAUAAAUUCAGCUUU